GAACCGAGCACGGGCAGGGCCACCAGCGCCAAGGGCGAUGGCUCGGGCAAUGGUGUAUCUGUGCUGCCAGUGUGUGUGCUGCUCCCACUACUGCUGCUGAUGCUGCAGCGGUGCGAAGAAGGGAGGGAAAGAACGAAGGGAUAAAAAAAAGAAUCUUAAUAGCAAAUUAUGCGUACACGGUGUAAAUACGGUGCAGCGCGUUGUGUGACCCGUUUCGUGAGCAAAAACGUACGCAAUUGGUGUUAAACUGUGCUGGGUGAAGCAUUUAGACGUGGUAGCAUCGGUUGAAACUAUCGUCCGCACGCUCUAGCACGGGAACGUACGGGAAAAUGGCUUAUAAAAAAACAUAUGACUAAUGCUCCUCCGCUGUCUGCUGCGCGCUGCCCGAUCCACGGCGAUUGUACGCGAGCGACGGGCUGCGACGGGCUGCGCGGUGUGUGCCGUGUGGUGGCUCGCCUUAAGACACUGAACGUGAUAAAGAGCUGGUCGUGAAGCGAUUUUUGGUUUUUUUUUUGUUUUUUGCUGGUGGUGCGAAAUAUUGAUAGAAUACCAGGGUGCACGAAAAGAUGGCAUUUUUAACGAAGAUGGACAGAAGUAUACCGAAGCUGUGAUAAGUGCACCGAGACCGAGCCAAAUGGACGAGGUCGUGGUGGACAUGGACCCGAACAUGACAAAUCGGUUACAGCAACAUACCGUAGUAUUAGACGAAGGUGCACAACCAGGCACAUCCUACUCGAGAGUUUCCCCCCCGAAGGCAGUCAUCGAUAGUAGUCCACUGCAAAGCGCCAUGGACAAGAACAAACAAUCACUCAUAGUGAAGCUGUCGAUGCGGCGUCCCUACGAUCAGCUGGUACAGCAAGGAAUAAUGCCAUCACUGAAAACGUCACCGGCAAUCUAUGAACAGCGCCGGCAGCUGGAACGGGCCAAAACGGGCGACCUGCUGAAGGCGAAGAUAAAAAAGCGCCCCGACCGGCUGGAGCUCGAGCAGCGGCACAUUCUCGAGCAGUGCGACAGCCACGUGGACCCGAGCCUGGCGGAAAAGCGGCGCAUGCUGGAGAAAGCCCUCCUGGUCGAUCAUCUCAAUUCGAAGAUAUCGCACCGCCCCGGUCCGCUCGAUCUGAUCGGCAAGAACAUCCUGCACGUGGAGGAACCGAUCGAGCGCAUGGUCAAGGAGGGGCUGGUAGACUAUGCAUCCACGCUGGACGAGUCGAACGCGUCGGUCGCGACGCCGACGACGGUGGGCGAGGGCGAGGACUCGCUCAGCUCCGAGGGUGAAUCGCUGCACAGUGUGACCGUGGCGGUGGUAAACCAGCCGGGCGUACCGGCCACCACCAUUCUGCAGCACCAGAUACAGCUACAGCCUUUCCCGGCGGCGACACCAACAGCAGCCACAGGCCUCCAGCCCCAGCCUCAAACGGUGCUGACCGCACAGCCGGAAUUUUUCACCCUAAAGCCCACCAUCCCGAUCGUGGUGAACGAUGGGACGGUGCUGGCCGCGAUUGCAACUCCGACGGUGAUGGCGGCGACGACGGCCGUUGCGACCAUCGCCGCGGUAACGAGCAGUGGCAAUAUUGCGACGAUUGCGGAAAUUCCCAUGGAGCAGGGUGGUGGUGGUGCUGUUGCAGCUACGCCCAGCAGCAGCAGUACCAUCAUCACCAGCAGCAGCAACACCCCGAGCAUCACCACCAGCACGCUUCGACCCAUACUGCCAACGCCAAGUGCCAACAACAAUCUGAGCGGCGAUCUAGCCACAGUUCGACCGACACUUACCAUGACACCGAUACCCUCGGACCUCAAACUAAUCAGCAGCAGCAGUAGCAGCAAUGGCAGCGGGAUCGCUGGGAGCAACGGCGGCAAAGAGAAGCUGGCGAAGAAGAAGAGCAAAACGAAGAGUAUCACCAAGGCGAAGCCGAUCAAAUUCCACGAGUACAAGGGGCCGCCGAAUGCGCACAGAGGAUCGUCCUCCUCCUCCUCGUCGUCCGCCGGGCACGGUGGUGGUGGCAGCGGCGGCGGAGGUUCCGAUAACAACUAUCAGUUGAUCAUGCAGCAGCAGUACUUGUUGGAGUAUCUUGAAGAGAUGUGCAAGAAGCCGGCCGGUGUUUCAUCGCCCUCCAGCUCUAGGGAGGCGCCUACCACCACCAACACAGAUGCAGAGGAGCUGGCCGGUAGCGAUCAAACACCGAUCGAUUCUCCCCUCGGACCGGGGGGUAGUAGUAGUGGGGUCGGCGGUGGCGCCGGAUCGGGGUCAGGUCCUGGACGAAGCAAGAACAGCACCACCGGGGGAGUUGGAAAUGGUAGCGGCAGCAGCGUUGGCAUGGGAACCAGCACAACACUGCCCACAACGUUCGCUGCAAUGGACAUUGCGCUGGAUACGCUGAACAGGCUGAAAGUGUCACAGCUGAAAAAGUACUGCAAGCAGUACAAUCUGGCCGUGUCCGGCACAAAGUCGAACCUGAUCGAGCGGCUGAAACCGUACAUAAAGUCGAUCGAACCGUGUGUCGGCGGCGUUGCAAGCACGGUCGGAGGCGCCACGGCCGGUGGCACGGCAGAGGCAGAGAUAGAGGACAGUUUGCUGGCGGAGCAGCAGAAGCGCAUUGCCGAGCUGCAGCUGCAGCUGAAGAAAAGCCAGGAAGAGCUGGAACAGUUCCGGUCGCUGUGCAACAAUCCGUUCGCUGCUUCCGACCAGCCGAUGGUGAUCAAUGCAGCGGUCACUAUUCCACCGCCUCCGCCACCACCACCAUCAUCAUCAUCAUCGUCGUCAACACAACAACCACAACUUGCCACGGUGCUCGUAGGAUCGCCUUACUCCAUCACGACCGGCGGCGGCGGCGACUCGUGCGACGCACCCUGUACCGCGGACGGUGACGCCUCGGCCGGUGGUACCGUGAGCGCCAAUCAAACGCCGGACCGUGUGUCGGUGCCGGACACCACAGUCGGUGCGGCACUGGAGGGUAGCUUCUUCCUGGAGGGGCUCACACCGGCCGACUCGACCACGGUAGACUACGGGCACGAUAUGCACGAAAUGUUGCCACCCGAGCUGACCAGCACGCUGGCGCCAAUCGAGCGCAGCCCAACGCACCGUCCCACGCUGGACAAAGUGCUCGGACAGGUGCAGCCGACCAUAUCGGGGCUGACGAUGAAAACGGAACCGACCGAUGAGCUGCGUAACGGGGGCGCUGGUGGUGGUAUGUCGUCGGUCGUCGGUGCUGGUGUUGCUGGUGGUAAUGGUAAUGCAGGCGGUGUGCGAGCCGCCGUCGGGGACAUGCACGAUUUGUCGCUGAGCAUGAAAUCGGUAAACUUUGAGGCGGUCAGCGGGGACACGGGCGAUGCGUCGAUGCAGCAGGAUACGAUCAUGCUGAACGAUUUCGAGGACAUCGAUCUGGUCGACUUUCACAUGCACUCGCUCGACAGUGAUGGACCGUUCCCGAUGAUAACGAAUCACGAUCCCGACCCAGCCGCCAGCAGGACGGCGGCUCAUGCUCAACCCGCGGCGGCAACCAUGCACGAUGCGAUCGAUGCGAUGUUCUGUAACGGUGACGGCGAUCCAAAUGGCAAGCUUCUGGCGACCAACAGCUUUGCGACCAACCAACCCACGGGGUCACAGCAGCAGCACGUGUUGCACGAGCACGCUCCAUCGCACGGCUUCCUCAACAACAACGAUCUAGUAAGCGGCAAUAGCUUGCGCAUAAUGUUGCAUAUGGAUCUGAUGGAUCAAAAUGAGCAGCAGGCGAACAUAGCAACGGUUACCGGCACCAAGCAGCUACCGUUUGGCAGUUUGCACCAUCAGCAACCGCAGCACCAUCAUCUUCAACACAAUAAUCAGCAGCAGCAGCAGCAGCAUCAUCACACGAGUCAUCUACAUCAUAGUGACAGGAACAAUAAUAGCAGGUACGAUGCGAACCAGACCGUGUCGCUAGGGUUUGGCGUGCAGCAGGACACGCAACCCGUCGCAAGCACUAGCGCGAGCAGCAGUAGCAGCAGCACCAGCAGCAGCCCCAGCAACUGCUUCCGACUAGGGCUGGGAACGUCACUCUCGUCGAAACAUGCCAACAAACACCAUCUAAAUCUACACCAGCAGCAACAGCAACAUCAACAUCAACAACAGCAACACCAACAGCAACAGCAGCAGCAGCAUCAUCCUCAUCAUCAUCAACAACACCAUCAAAGUCUUUUGGAACAGCUGACACCACCGUCGGCGGCCGCCGGCAGCGACGGCAGCAACAGCACACUGAUCGGCGACACGAUCGAUUCCUUCCAGGACAAUGCGAUGGAUUUCGAAAGCCUGCUCACGAACGAUGCGGCGGACAGUGUGCUGAACGCGAACAACUGCCACCGGAUGAUGCUGGACUGCGCGCAGGACAAGCCGAUGUACAGCUUUCUACCGGAUCCGAGCAUUCUAGAUUACUUCUCCGACGAUUGUAACGGGCACGAUUUCGAAAUAAAGCAUCUGGAGUACUAAAAAAACAACAACAGAAAAACCACCACCACGAAGAAAACACGAAAACACCCACUGCCCCGGGAUGCGUUGCCGGAUGAUGAUGAUGAUCCGCGCCAGUAUUAAAUCAUCCACCGUGUGGACGUCGCAAACUAGGACGCGGGUAAAGGACCCGCACGAAGGUUGAAAAAGAGGAGAAGUAGAAGUACGAACCCC
Molecule: messenger RNA, 4651 nt
Organism: Anopheles coluzzii
Lineage: Eukaryota; Metazoa; Arthropoda; Insecta; Diptera; Culicidae
Product: homeotic protein female sterile-like
Exons: 4
Coding region: 635-4459 (1274 amino acids)
Source: RefSeq, a predicted model, not a curated record